AAGCGGAAACAUCAAAGAAAGGUUAUGUCAUGAUCAUGCCGACGAUGAUGAGGGUGGUGGUGCGAGUGCCAGCAGUUGUGCAUGGCAAAAUCAAUUUGCUAGAAAUAUACUUGUUGAUUUGCCUGUAAUUUCCUGCAUGCAGAAAAUAGCCGUAAAGUGUAACUAUAGUUUUUGUUGUUGUUGUUUUUUGGGGGUUGUUUUUGCCCUUGCAUUGAAUAUCAUACGGCUUUUCUUUUCCGUGGUGGAUGGAGAGUCCUUUUUGGUUCUGUUCACUUUUGAGUGCUUUAGUUGCGCCAUCCUGGGAUCUGUUGACUGAAGGCUUAUGUGGAAUCAAGGCAGAUGCUCUGGGGUUUUAAGUGCACGUUUGAAAUAACUGCAAACAAAAAAAGAGAGGGAGGGGCUAGUUCAUCUAAGUAUGAUCUGUGCAUUAAGUGCCAUCAGCAACAUUUCUCAUUGCAACGAUUUGAAAUAAUCAGAAUUUGUUUAUAGUUGUUCCGUCGGGGAACAUGUAGUAGUUCAUCAUUUUAUAUAUAUUAAAAAAAAAAAGAGCUGAAGAUUGUGUGCGCGUCAGGUAUAAUAUCACUAGCGGGGAAAGUAAAAGGAUUACCAAAAGGAUUGGCCUGCAGGAAUAAUGUGAAUGCCGUCAUGCCAUUUGGGUGCCUUGCGCUGCGAGAUGGGCAGACUUAUGAUAGCAUAUCCGAUGUGACAGACAAAUAUGAAAUUGGCCAUGUUCUCCGAGCAAAGGAGUUCUGUGAGCUGUGCCUGGCUAGGGACAGGCAAACCAACAAAGUCUUUGUCUGCAAGAAGUUUCUCAAGAAAGAUGGCAGGAAAGUCCGCAAGGCCGCCAAGAACGAGAUCAUGAUCCUAAAAUUGGUCAACCACCCAAACAUCCUUCAACUCAUAAAUACAUUUGAGACCCGGAAAGAAUACUACAUCAUCCAGGAACUGGCCACGGGGGGAGAUGUCUUUGACUGGAUUCAGGACCAAGGCAAUUACACAGAGAGAGAUGCCUCCAACGUCAUCAGACAGGUGCUGGAGGCUGUGGCAUACUUGCACUCUCUCAACAUUGUCCACAGGAACCUGAAGCUGGAAAACCUCAUGUACUACACAGAAAACAACCACAACAAAGUAGUUUUGCGAGAUUUCUAUCUGUCAAGAUUUGAGAAUGGCCCCAUCACAGAACCCUGUGGCACACCAGAAUACUUGGCACCUGAAGUAGUCGCUCGUCAUCGAUAUGGCCGACCUGUGGACUGCUGGGCUGUGGGUGUCAUUAUGUUCAUACUAUUAUCAGGGAACCCUCCUUUUUAUGAUGAGACAGAAGAGGAAAACACAGAUCUACAUAAUCGCAUCAUUUUCUGUCGAAUUGUUGCUGGUGAUUUUGAGUUCGAUUCUCCGUACUGGGAUGACAUUUCCCCUGCAGCUAAAGAGCUCGUCUGUCGACUCAUGGAGGUGGACCAGAUGCUGAGAAUCACAGCACAAGAUGCGCUUUGGCAUGAAUGGAUUGCAGGUAACGGUGCAUCUGAGAAGAAUCUUAAGGAUGGCGUCUGUGCCCAAUUUGAGAAGAACUUUGCAAAGGCCAAAUGGCGGAAGGCGAUCCGUGUCACCACUUUUAUGCAACGUCUGAAGAACUCUGAGUCAGUUAUCGACAGUUCAGCUGAGGUGCAGCGUGGGGAAGAUGCAGGGGAAGUAAAAGGAGGGCUGGCCGAGCUUACAAGUGAUGAGGAGGGGAUAACAAGUGGUGUACCUUUAGAGGUUAUGGUUGAAAAUAGGCCACCGGACAUACAGGAAGUCGAAAAACAGCAGGCAGUAGAGGUGCAUCUUGAGGUUGGAGCAUCCCCAUCCUGCGAUAAGAUAACAAAGAAAGUGCAGGAUGGUCAAAGCAGGAAAACAGCCGCCAAUUUGGAUGAAAACAUAGCAUCUAAAAUAACACCCACAACAACCACGGAACACACCAGCCUGACAGACAAGAAACUGAUAUGCAGCUCUCCUGAUCCCAGCAACAAGCGUAAAAUGACUGCAACACUUCAUGGCCUUCCACCCACAGCCUCGGCUAACGCCACACAGAAGGGUGGAAAUGACAGCAGCUGGUGUCAGACACAACUGCCAGAGGCGGUGGCAGAGAGUUCGGUGGGAACAUCAGCCACUACGGCAAUUGCGCCGGGAGCUGGGGCAGAUGUGGGUCAAGGUGUUCGUUUAAGGGGUGAAGCAAGUCCCAUGUUGAGGAGGGACAGGGACGCCAAGAAAACAGACCGAUAUAGUGCGGAGUUUAAUAUUGCCAGAGAAAGUCCUGCAGCAGGUCACGGUUGCUAUGCAAUUGGCAGCUCUGCUAGUUUGGGCCGGCACGCCACACCGUACAAUAGAGACAUUGGGACCGUAGGCAUGGGGAUGGCAGGGCCCUAUGGGAGUCCAUAUAGCACCUUGUAUGCAAGUGGAAGAAGUGUGGGGAUGUAUGGGACCGGGUUACAUCACGGAACAGUGAGCAGCAGUACCACAAGCGACUGGCAAAUGGACAGUGUGAUUGAGCAGAUAGAGAAGCAAAUGGUGGCAGUGCUGGAGAAGAUUGAAGGAGACAUGCCCUCGUUGUUGGAGCAAAUCAGCGACUGCCCUCCUGAACCACUACGCAUCCGCAGCACACACGCCUCGCCUGCCAUCUCUCGGGCCCGCACCUCACAUCACACCUCUUCAGAAACCUUGGCCACACCGCCGCCUCUUCCGACCUCCCCCAGGCCCGCGCUGCCGUCUCUCCCACGCCUUGCUAUCCCUUCUGCUUCCUAUCCUCCACCCUCCCCACCUUCUCAAGCCUCAGUCCAGGCUGCAGAACAAGAGUGUGGACAGAGUGGGACUGAAUGUUCUGGACUUUCCUCCAGAGCUGGGAUGGCCAGACGGUUAUAAAAUAGGUGGGAAUGAUCAAAACCAAAACAUGUCACAGUUCAGGGUGUACCCCACUUACUGCCCAAACACAGCUGGGAUAGGCUCCACUCCACCUCGUGACCCUUGUAAGGAUACGCGGAAAUAGAUGGAUGGGUACAUGUAUGCGUGCAUUAUAUGCUCACUAAACAACUUCAUCAUUCUGGAAUCAAUGCGCUUUAAGAAGGUUGAUGAAAAUGCACAGCAUGGGAAGAAAAGUACAAAAACAGAAAUGACAAACCACAAUUUGAAUGAUGUCCUGCAAACAUGUAAAUACAUUUACUGUAACUGGCUUUCCAACUCUUGUUAUUCUGUGUUGUAAUCUUACUCAUGUCCAAACGCCUUUUAACGUCAUUAAUCAAGCACUGCCAGUCCUACUUUCGUCCUUUUUAAUGGUAGCACUACAUUUAAGAUGCAGGUCAAAUUUGCAGCCAACUAGACUGAUGAAACCUUAUCACUGCAAUAGAGAUUUGUUCUAAAUACCCCUUGAUCCCUUGAAAACACCCUGUCAAAGUUAUCCAAAAAUCUUGAUUAUAUGUUGGGCAGAAAGAGAUCGACUUAUUUUACUAUCACAAAUGUAAAAGUGAUGUACAUUUUAUUCUGGCUUUUUUGGCUCUGUUACCAUGUUACUGUAUGUGCUCUUCUCUGGUGUCCGUCUCUACCCAUUGUAAAAUGUAUUGUGUCUGUAAGCCUUUCAAGAAAAAUAAAAUGUCAAAUCAUCUUUA
Messenger RNA from Hippocampus zosterae (dwarf seahorse), 3632 nucleotides. It is a transcript of the gene camkvl, whose product is annotated as CaM kinase-like vesicle-associated, like. The record is from RefSeq and is a predicted model, not a curated record. The transcript is spliced from 11 exons. Gene Ontology annotation, biological process: peptidyl-serine phosphorylation. Gene Ontology annotation, cellular component: intracellular anatomical structure. Gene Ontology annotation, molecular function: calmodulin binding; ATP binding; calcium/calmodulin-dependent protein kinase activity. Bases 646 to 2892 code for a protein of 748 amino acids. Lineage: Eukaryota; Metazoa; Chordata; Actinopteri; Syngnathiformes; Syngnathidae.